GGGUUAUUCUGUUCUGCCUUUUUCCCCCCACUCUGUUGUCGGAUCUGCUCUCUUUCUCUCUCUGUGACUAGCUCGCCUUCAUGGUUGAAGGGAACUGAGCUGUUCGCCGUUUUGCUUUCCCCAGCUAGGUUGAAGUACUCGAGCUAGGGGCAGAUGUCUUUCUUCUCUUUCCUCUGCUGCAGAAAAUCCUCCGACCGGAGAGAGGGGAGGAAGUCGAGCACUUGGAGGGUUUUUUCCCUCAAGGAGCUGCACGCGGCCACGAACAACUUCAAUUACGACAACAAGCUAGGUGAAGGGGGAUUUGGGAGCGUUUAUUGGGGUCAACUAUGGGAUGGAUCUCAGAUUGCUGUUAAGAGGUUAAAAGUUUGGAGUAACAAGGCUGAAUUGGAGUUUGCUGUUGAGGUGGAAAUUUUGGGAAGAGUGAGACACAAAAACCUUCUUAGCUUGCGUGGAUAUUGCGCCGAAGGACAAGAGCGCUUAAUAGUAUAUCACUUCAUGCCUAAUUUAAGUUUAUUAUCCCAUCUUCACGGACAGCAUUCGGCAGAAUGCCUUCUGGACUGGGGCAGAAGAAUGAAUAUUGCUAUAGGAUCAGCUGAGGGCAUUGCUUAUCUUCACCACCAUGCGGUGCCUCAUAUUAUCCACAGAGACAUCAAAGCAAGCAAUGUUCUACUAGAUUCCAGUUUCCAGGCAAAAGUUGCUGAUUUUGGAUUUGCGAAGCUCAUUCCUGAAGGCGCAACUCAUGUUACCACAAGGGUGAAAGGUACUCUGGGCUAUCUUGCCCCUGAAUAUGCUAUGUUUGGUAAGGCAUCCGAGAGUUGCGAUGUUUAUAGUUUUGGAAUACUAUUACUAGAGCUUGCUAGUGGAAAAAAACCAUUGGAAAAGUUGAGCCCAACGGUGAAGCGAUCCAUCACUGACUGGGCACUCCCACUUGCUAGAGAGAAAAGGUUUAAUGAAAUGGCAGACCCAAAGCUCAAUGGCAACUUUGUGGAAGCUGAAAUGAAGAGAAUGGUGCUUGUUGCUCUAGUUUGUGCUUAUAGCACUCCUGAGAAGAGACCUACAAUGCUGGAAGUGGUGGGUUUGCUGAAAGGGGAAUUGAAGGAGAAACUGGCAAAUCUGGAAAAUGAUGACAUGUUCAAGCCAGAACUCAUCAGAAAAAGUCAAGGUUCGCCUGCUGUUGACAGUUCUAAUGGUGUUUGUGAGCAGAAAGAUUCAAAAGGGGAUGUGAAACAAGAAGCUGAUCAAAUUUCUGAAGUUGCAGAAACAAGGUGAAUUCUGCUUGGUACAUAAGUUAUAUAGAAGAAAUGUGCAUGUACCAUGUAGCCAAGAAUCAACUUUAAUCUGGAUAAUUUUACAUGGUUUGUGUUUUU
Molecule: messenger RNA, 1367 nt
Organism: Dendrobium catenatum
Lineage: Eukaryota; Viridiplantae; Streptophyta; Magnoliopsida; Asparagales; Orchidaceae
Product: PTI1-like tyrosine-protein kinase At3g15890
Exons: 4
Coding region: 154-1269 (371 amino acids)
Biological process (GO): protein phosphorylation
Cellular component (GO): plasma membrane
Molecular function (GO): protein kinase activity; ATP binding
Source: RefSeq, a predicted model, not a curated record